This is a messenger RNA of Vitrella brassicaformis, 3422 nucleotides long. The record is from the annotation of a GenBank genome assembly. NCBI's taxonomy places the organism in Eukaryota, Vitrellaceae.
AUGAACGUAGCUCAGGUGAGUGGCGGCCUGACGGGCAGGAGAGGCCUGCAUCUCCCAUUGAAUGACGUGUGUUUCAUUCUCUGUGCUGUGUGUGUGGUGUUCAGUUGAAGCGGCAGGCGGCGGGUGUAAAGGAGAGCCUCGAGAAGCUGCUGCAGCUCCACUCACAGGUCAGGUGUGAUGUGAUGUGAUGUGAUUGCACCUGACCGGCCCGACGUCACACAUUCGUGCCUUUCUUCGUCGCUGGUGUGCAUCAGGUUGGUGCUCAUCUAUCGCAGAUCAAGCAGCUGGACCCUGCCACUCACCCUCUUGAGGUACACACCCACACCCUGGACCAGGCAGCAGGUCGAGGCACUUCACUAGAUGGUGUGUGCUGCUCCCUCUGCUGCCUGCUUGUCGUAGGCGUCGUCACCUGAGUCGCUGCAGAUGCUCGUGCAGCUGUCCCUCGCCGCCGCCCAUGUCAACAGUGCCGUCACUCAGCUGUCGUGUGCUGAGUCGGGUCUCUCGGGAGCCGUUGAUGCGCUGACGGCCACAGCCAUUCCACCACAAGCCAGUAGCUCGGCAGCUGAAGGGACCGAUCAACAGCCACAGGUACAGAUCAUGCAACGCACAGAGUCAGUAGAGAGGAUUGUGUCCAUGCCCCCCCAUGUGUUGGUCGCAGACUCGGCGCCCAUCGUAUCGUUUGAUCCAUCGAAGCGGCAACCCUCCCCCGGUCCACAACCAAAGACCUGUAAGGGCCACGCACAGCAAUGAGUGCGAUGUAAUCAGCCCAUGGCGUGUUGUUGUCCUGUUGAUUGUCACUUCAGGCCCGUCGUCGGCUGUCGCGUGAUGAGUUGGCCAAUGUGUUUGGCCACCUGCAGCCCUGGGAGCUGACGCGCUACCGCCGGCGUCUCGGCACGCCCCUCUUCCAUCAGUCGGCCGCCAACUACACCCACCUGGUCAUCGACUGUGAGGACGACACGGCGCGGCGCAUGUGGGAGACCAUGCCGCUGGCCGUGGCGCACAGAUGGGGCAAGAGCGCGACCAACGUGCGAGAGAUCAAGCACCGCCACCCCAAGUGGCAUGACGAAUGGUAUUGCGGCACCUGGGUGGCCCUCGUGGAAGGUCAUGCCAUCGGGCGGGAGGCCAUAGCAGAGAAGAAGAGACGGGAGAGGAAAAGAGGGGAUGGCACAGCUGACGCUGUGGCGAUGCGAGAUGGUGACGACCCCAGAUCGGCUGACGAUGGCACAUUGGAGGUGCUGUCAUUCGAGCAGGUCAAGCUCGACAACAGCAUUGACAUCUCCUACCCUCCCCCCUCAUCUGAUCUGCCGCCCAUCCCCACCGCCCCCGUCCACCUGCCCGCACUCAAGACGGUCCGCAACAUAGCCAACGAGUGCCUGCUGGCGCGUGUGGGCCGCCAGUGGCGCACACCUGCCGUGAAGACGCUGAUCAUCAGGGACAGUUGGGCGGCUAGUGGUCUAAGGGCAUGGGUGGCCAACUGUGAGGCCGUUGAAGUGCUGGACCCCGCCAUUUUGGACGCCAGCGAUGCGGUGUAUGUGCCGAGUGCGCUGCCCGCUGACGGGAAGUCGUUGGCGGCGCUUCGCACACUGCGCGGCGUCGAGAUGAAUGGCAGCAGCCCCGCCGGCUUCGACAGGCUGCGUGAGGUGCUGGUGGCGAGGGGCGUCAGCCGGUCCAUCCGCGAGCUCGAGAUCGGCAUGGGGUGGAUGCCGAGCACUGACGAGACUGUGGAGCGGUGCCAGAGCGUCGCACGGCUCAUGUAAGGACACAACAGAGAGAGAGAGAGAGAGGGAGAGAGGGACAGAGAGAGAGGGGGGGGGCUGCAGAGAGACAGUGCAAUUCAUUCCUGUGCUUUGCCUUUGAUCAGUGACGCCAUUGCUCAUCCCGAGGCAGUGCAGAAGGGCGUCUUCGCACUCAGCAACGACGGCACGUGUGGACAGAUCGACCCAGAGCUCCUCUCGCGCAGCAGCACCGGCCCCGCCGCCGCCCAGAAGCUCAUUCGCGACUUCGCCAAGAGAGCCGGCACGGCGACCUACAGCGGAGAGGACGAGGCCCAUCCUGCAGCCAUCACUGACGACACAUUCCCCGCCGCCCACACACUACGGCUGCUGGGUGAUGCCCUCGACGAUGAGGCCAAGAUGGAGCGGGCGGUCGAGAUCGCCUCGCACAUGCCCAGCCUGUCGUGCGUCAAGAUAGGAGACCACCAGGAGCUGGAUGCACCUGCUACUGAGGUGUGGCGUUUCCUCGAGCGGCUGCAGGCGGCGCUGGUCAGUAGGGGCAAGGAGAGGAGCCUUUCGGUGGAGAUGUAUCUGUCACCGAGUGCAUUUGUGGAGCCCGUGCACACUGAACGGAGUCCCUGUCUGUGGGGGCGGGGCAGCAACGACAACUUGCCGCCGGUGGAGGAAGUGACGAUCACCGUGCUCGGUGAGGGGGUGGGGGCGCAGGGGACAACCAGUAGCCAUGGCAUCUGUGUGUGUUCAUUCACUGUAGGCGGUGUACAGGAUGACCACUAUGAAACCUUUUACAGUAACGUGAUGGCCACGAUCACGUCCUUCACGGACGAGCUCAAGGUAGCGCAACACCAUACAGCACACAGACACAGCUGUCCAAGGAUGUGUGGCUACGCCAUUCGCCCUCUUGGGUGAACGAUAGGGUCACAAGAAGACCUGUGUGGAGUUGCUCAAUUGUCACCUGCGCACCGACUUCCAGCGGCGCUUCAUGGCGCAGCAGGCCGGCCUCAGCCUCCUCAGCGGCGGGCCCUAUAAGCUCAGCCUCGAUGUCUGCGGGCUGUGUGUCGAGCGCCGCAAUGCCGCCACAUAGGUCGACACACAUCACACACACCACAACCCACGACGUGCCUUGAGUGUCUGUCUGUCUGGCUGUGUGUGUCGCCUAUCAGAUGGUCACUCGGCGGCCCAUGAAGGUUGCUGAGACAGCCGUAGAUGGAUGCUGCUGUGAGACAACGCCUUGACGGUUUGCAGUGUAAAGCGGUGGGGUGGGGUGGAGGACAGCUAGAUGAAUGAGUGACUGGUUAGCGGGAACGGAGGGCUUCCCUUGCAGCCACCACGGCCCACAGUGGUUGGCUGUGCGGUGCGUUGCUGUGUGGUUGCUGAGAGCUUCAUGCGUGUGCAUGUCGAUGGUCCAUACAUACAUACCUGACUGAGUUGCUGUGAAUUAAUGCCUGCGUCCUCCAGAUCACACACAUGGAUGUCUUCACUGGGCACCAAUCAGCCAGCCGGUGGGUCGGUCAGUCAGUCAGUCAGUCACACAUGGACACACCAAAGCAAUUCGCUUUCUUGGGAAACGGACUUUUUCUCAGCGUGAAACGGACUUCGGUGUGGGCUGGAUGAAUGUCAUCAGAUGCCUCAGAUGACUCAGCGGACCCUCCUGUGAGACACCAAUGGGCCUUUGCUGCCUCGCGUGAGAGC